This is a messenger RNA of Leguminivora glycinivorella, 726 nucleotides long. RefSeq lists its product as uncharacterized. NCBI's taxonomy places the organism in Eukaryota, Metazoa, Arthropoda, Insecta, Lepidoptera, Tortricidae. Bases 1 to 726 code for a protein of 241 amino acids. The transcript has a single exon. The record is from RefSeq and is a predicted model, not a curated record.
AUGCAAGCCAAAUUGGACGACCUACGGCGAGAGGCUUUGGAGACGGGACUCAAAAUCAACACCAGGAAGACCCAAGACAUGAGGUGCAGAGCAACCAGUUCGGUACCGUUGCUCAUCGGCACAGAGGGUGUGGAGACAGUCCACAAAUUUACGUACCUUGGUAGUGUAGUGUCGGAAACUGGAGGGACCGAAGAGGACAUCGCUUCGAGGAUCGCCAAGGCGAGAGCAACCUUCGCACGACUCCGUCCUAUAUGGCAAUCGCGGAAACUGACUCGGAGAGUUAAGCUCAAGAUAUUCCGGUCCAACGUGAAACCCGUGUUGCUGUACGGAAGUGAGACGUGGAAGGUCACUAAGGACAUCUCGCAACGGAUCCAGGUCUUUGUCAACCGCUGUCUUCGCCGCAUUCUCGAAAUAUACUGGCCCGAGAAAAUCUCCAACACAGCUCUGUGGGAACGCUGCGGUGAGAAGCCGAUCAACCAGCAGAUCAAACGCCGCAAAUGGAACUGGAUUGGCCAUACGCUCCGAAGGGACCCCGACCACAUACCGAGGCAAGCCCUAGACUGGAAUCCCCAAGGAAAGCGAAGACGUGCCCGCCCUAAGCAGUCCUGGCGGAGGACGAUCACUGCAGAAGCGAAGGCGAUAGGGAUGACCUGGAGCGAAGUAAAGCGCGAAGCUCAAAACCGCUCGGGAUGGCGACGCACUGUGGAUGCCCUCUGCCCCAUCUAG